Molecule: messenger RNA, 2805 nt
Organism: Perognathus longimembris pacificus (Pacific pocket mouse)
Lineage: Eukaryota; Metazoa; Chordata; Mammalia; Rodentia; Heteromyidae
Product: zinc finger protein 665-like
Exons: 5
Coding region: 1-2805 (934 amino acids)
Biological process (GO): regulation of transcription by RNA polymerase II
Cellular component (GO): nucleus
Molecular function (GO): RNA polymerase II transcription regulatory region sequence-specific DNA binding; DNA-binding transcription factor activity, RNA polymerase II-specific
Source: RefSeq, a predicted model, not a curated record
AUGGAGGACAAGAAGUCCACAGCCUUCAUCAGUGCGAAGAUCGACAAAAAGGAACCUGAAGACAGACAGCAGGCUACCAAAAGCUGUCCUUGCUUCCAGAAUCUUUUGUUCAUUGUGAAUAGGAACAGAAUGGAGGGAUAUCAGUUUGAAGAUGUGGCUAUGGAUUUCAGCUGGGAGGAGUGGCAGGACCUGGACAUUGCUCAGAGGACCCUGUAUAGAGAUGUAAUGCUGGAGACCUACAGCAACUUGUUGUCCUUGGGGCACUGUGUUUCUAAACCCAAGUUGAUUAUCAAGCUGGAGGAAAGUGCAGAAACAUGGAUGGGAGAAGCCUCAGGCAAGAAUUUCCAAGAUGUCCUGGAAAUUGAUGACUUGAUUAAGAGUUGCAAGAAAAGUCCAAAAGAAUGGCCAUGUGAAGUAGAAAUCACCAAAAGCAACCCUGUGGAUGAAAGAGUGAGAUUAGUGAGAACUUUUCAUUUGAGCUCUAAACACAUGCCAGAGCUGCAUAGGAAUAGUAGGAAAUCCUUAGGACUGAGGACUGAGGCAUCCGUUGCAUAUCAAAAUAUGGUUGUCCAUUUGGAGCCUGAAGAGAUGCAUGCUGGAUCCAGGCCUGGUGUCUCUCAUGUAGAUGAAAAAUCCCUUAGCAACAUGGAGACUUUUAAUCAACGUUCAGAAAUUCCCAGUGAGCAGCAUUAUUUCACAGAUGGUGGAGAAGGGACGGUAUUAACCUCAAAGACCAUAUACUUUAAAAAUAAUUGUGCUUCUGUGGGAGAAAAUCAUUAUGAAUGCAACAGAUAUGGAAAGGCCCUCAAACACAUGUCAGCUCUAAGAACACAUAAUAGAAUACAUAUUACUGAGAAAACUUAUGAAUGUAAUAUAUGUGAAAAUUCCUUCAGGAGCAAGAAAAUUCUUAGAAGACCUAGCAAAAUUGACUCAGGUGAGAGACCUCAUAUAUGUAACAAAUGUGGAAAAUCUUUCAGCUUGAGGACAAUUUUAAAUGCACAUAAUAGAAUCCACACAGGUGGGAAACCAUAUGAAUGUAACCAAUGUGAGAAGUCCUUCACCUGGAAAACUCAACUCAGUAUUCAUCAGAUAACUCAUACGGGAGAGAAACCUUAUAAAUGUAAUACAUGUAAAAUGUGUUUCAUGUGGAAAGUGCCACUACUAAUGCAUCAGAGAACUCAUACAGGAGAGAAACCUUAUAAACUUAACAUAUGUGGAAAGUCAUUUCCCCAGAAAUCACACAUCAGUGUUCAUGAGAGAACAAAUUCAGGAGAGAAUCCUUAUAAAUGUAAGACAUGUGGAAGGUCUUUUGCCCAGAAGUCAUACCUAAGUUAUCAUGAGAGAACACAUACAGGAGAAAAACCUUAUAAAUGUAACACAUGUGGAAAGUCUUUUGCCUCGAAAUCACACCUACGUCUUCAGGAGAGAACACAGACAGGAGAGAAACCUUAUAAAUGUAAGACAUGUGGAAAGUCUUUUGCCCAGAAUUCAUACCUAAGUGAUCAUGAGAGAACACAUACAGGAGAGAAACCUUAUAAAUGUAACACAUGUGGAAAGUCUUUUGCCUCGAAAUCACACCUACGUCUUCAUGAGAGAACACACACAGGAGAGAAAACUUAUAAAUGUAAGACAUGUGGAAGGUCUUUUGCCCAGAAGUCAUACCUAAGUUAUCAUGAGAGAACACAUACAGGAGAAAAACCUUAUAAAUGUAACACAUGUGGAAAGUCUUUUGCCUCGAAAUCACACCUACGUCUUCAUGAGAGAACACAGACAGGAGAGAAACCUUAUAAAUGUAAGACAUGUGGAAAGUCUUUUGCCCAGAAUUCAUACCUAAGUGAUCAUGAGAGAACACAUACAGGAGAGAAACCUUAUAAAUGUAACACAUGUGGAAAGUCUUUUGCCUCGAAAUCACACCUACGUCUUCAUGAGAGAACACACACAGGAGAGAAACCUUAUAAAUGUAAGACAUGUGGAAGGUCUUUUGCCCAGAAGUCAUACCUAAGUGAUCAUGAGAAAACACAUACAGGAGAGAAACCUUAUAAAUGUAACACAUGUGGAAAGUCUUUUACCAAGAAAUCACUCCUAAGUCGUCAUGAGAGAACACAUACUGGAGAGAAACCUUAUAAAUGUAAGACAUGUGGAAGGUCUUUUGCCCGGAAGUCAUACCUAAGUGAUCAUGAGAAAACACAUACAGGAGAGAAACCUUAUAAAUGUAACACAUGUGGAAAGUCUUUUACCAAGAAAUCACACCUAAGUGACCAUGAGAGAACACAUACAGGAGAAAAACCUUAUAAAUGUAACACAUGUGGAAAGUCUUCUACCCACAAAUCAAACCUAAUUCUUCAUGAGAGAACACAUACAGGAGAGAAUCCUUAUAAAUGUAACACAUGUGGAAAGUCUUUUACCCAGAAAUCACACCUACGUCUUCAUGAGAGAACACAUACAGGAGAGAAACCUUAUAAAUGUAACACAUGUGGAAAGUCUUUUGCCUCAAAAGGAGAGCGUAUUGUUCAUGAGAGAACACAUACAGGAGAGAAACCUUAUAAAUGUAACACAUGUGGAAAGUCUUUUACCCAGAAAUCACAACUUCGUGUUCAUGAGAGAACUCAUACAGGAGAGAAACCUUAUAAAUGUAACACAUGUGGAAAGUCUUUUACCCAGAAAUCACACCUAAGUCUUCAUGAGAGAACACAUACAGGAGUGAAACCUUAUAAAUGUAACACAUGUGGAAAGAAUUUUGCCUCAAAAUCAAGGCUUAGUGUUCAUGAGACAACACAUACAGGAGAAGAAUUUACCCCUGAGUGA